AUGGAGGUGAUGAAAAACCUUGUGACAGUUGCGAAGCGGAGGGAGAUCAAGACGCCCAUGACGAAGAAGAAGAUGGUGAUGACGGGAGACAGAAACAAACGGCCUUGGUGGUCGUAUCGCAAUACGAAGAAUGGAUGUCUGUGUCGACAGGCUCCAGAGGAGUACCCCGGUGUAGCUUUUUCAAAAGCCAAGACGACUGUGAGAGCGUCUCGCGAAACAUCGUGGCGGCAGACGACCGGAGAGACUCCGAAACUCCCCCUUCGGGAGCAGGCAACGCACUCUCAGGGGGACGAACGGUGCGUUCGUCUGUUGCUCGUGCAUGGCAUUGCACGGAGGCUGCUUUUCCUGGAUUCGCAGAAACUCGCCUGCAGACGGAAAAGCUUGAAAUCGGUAGAGGAGAGUCAAUUUACCGUCUUGCACCUGAGCACCGCGCAGAGAGGGAGGCAACGAGAGACUGAAUGA
Messenger RNA from Toxoplasma gondii ME49, 462 nucleotides. RefSeq lists its product as hypothetical. Bases 1 to 462 code for a protein of 153 amino acids. The transcript has a single exon. The record is from RefSeq and is a predicted model, not a curated record. Lineage: Eukaryota; Apicomplexa; Conoidasida; Eucoccidiorida; Sarcocystidae.